AUGGAUACAUUCCAUCAUCAUUUUGACAACUCUGAUGCCCAUUUGCCUCCUGGCUUUCGGUUUCACCCCACUGAUGAAGAACUCAUCACGUUUUAUCUUCUCAAGAAGGUUCUUGACAGUAACUUUUCCGGGCGAGCCAUUGCUGAAGUUGAUCUCAACAAGUGUGAGCCUUGGGAGCUUCCAGAGAAGGCGAAGAUGGGAGAGAAAGAGUGGUACUUCUUUAGCCUACGGGAUAGGAAGUACCCAACUGGGCUGAGAACUAACAGGGCCACAGAAGCAGGUUACUGGAAGGCCACUGGGAAAGACAGAGAGAUUUACAGCUCAAGAACCUGUGCUCUUGUGGGCAUGAAGAAAACUCUCGUGUUUUACAAAGGGAGAGCCCCCAAAGGAGAAAAAAGCAACUGGGUUAUGCAUGAAUAUCGCCUUGAAGGCAAAUUUUCUUACCAUUAUCUCUCCAGGAGCUCCAAGGAUGAAUGGGUGAUUUCCAGGGUGUUUCAGAAGAGCAUUGGUUCCACUGCGAACAAUUCCAAGAAAACUCGCAUGAACUGCUCAAAUGCAACUUCAACACUAAACCUUUCAUACCCAGAGCCGAGUUCUCCCUCCUCGGUCUCUCUGCCGCCUCUCCUUGACCACCCCAACACCACCACAACCGCCGCCGUUACUGAAAGUUGCUCCUUUGACAAUCACGCUCCCACUGAGCACGUGUCCUGUUUCUCCACCAUUGCAGCCGCUGCUGCUUCUGCUGCUGCUUCCACAUUCAACCCCACUUUUGACCUGGCCCCACCGCUCAACGGGAUUGACCCAGUUGGUCGUUUCUCAAGAAACCUUGGCGUCUCUAACUUCCCCAGCUUGAGGUCUUUGCAAGAGAAUCUCCAUUUGCCUAACUUCUUUUACCCUCCCCCACCUCCUCCCCCGCCGUUCCAGGGUGGUACCUCAAACUGGCCGGUGAUGCAAGACAUGAUGGCCGGAGGAGGAGGAACCGGUGGUGGUGCCAGGAUGUCUGUGGGGCCAACUGAACUUGAUUGCAUGUGGACUUACUAAGUGAAACUCUCGUGAAAGAGUUUCCAGGAAUUGAAUUUCUGAGACUCGGCUUUUCUCCAGCCAUAGAGAGAUUUCCUUUUGUGGUGUGCUUUUAAACUUUUCAUAAUGUGUAAUUUUCA
This is a messenger RNA of Pistacia vera, 1160 nucleotides long. RefSeq names its product protein CUP-SHAPED COTYLEDON 2-like. Gene Ontology annotation, biological process: regulation of DNA-templated transcription. The coding region runs from base 1 to 1041 and encodes 346 amino acids. The record is from RefSeq and is a predicted model, not a curated record. The transcript is spliced from 3 exons. Gene Ontology annotation, molecular function: DNA binding. NCBI's taxonomy places the organism in Eukaryota, Viridiplantae, Streptophyta, Magnoliopsida, Sapindales, Anacardiaceae.